Messenger RNA from Ruditapes philippinarum (Manila clam), 5095 nucleotides. RefSeq lists its product as uncharacterized. The record is from RefSeq and is a predicted model, not a curated record. The coding region runs from base 147 to 1103 and encodes 318 amino acids. The transcript has 10 exons. NCBI's taxonomy places the organism in Eukaryota, Metazoa, Mollusca, Bivalvia, Venerida, Veneridae.
CAAAUGAAAGAGUUAACCCAGUGAUCACAAAUCUCAAAAGGUUGUUGGCUUAGAUGAUUUUCAUCGUCUGCUAGGUGGUGAAAUCAUAAAUAAGAAAAAAAGAGAAGGAACUUUGUCUGGAGGUCAGAAAUAGCAAACAAGAGUACAUGUCUGCAUGCAGAUGGAUGGAGAAUAACAAUGGGCAUGGAGAUUACUUCUUUAUUAGAUGUAAUGCAAACCUAGACAGCAAAAAUGAUGACACAACAAACUUGAAGCCUGGUGAUAUAUUCCUGGUGAAGAAUUCCCGUUGUGUUGAUGAACAAUGGCAAGGUCACAUGGUGGAUGCAGCAACUGGUGACGUGGCAACAGCAACCCUAUCUCUUAUACCCAACAUGCAACUAGCCAUGCGUUCCCUGGCACGAUACAGGUGUAACAGCGUUGAAGAGGAAGAAUCAGGGAAAAGGCGUGGCUUCAAAAUAAGAGGUCAAGCUUAUGAUAGAGUGCUACCAAUGAAAGCUUCAACAAAACUCCCAGUUCACAUUAUUGGACCAGACAGUCAAGUGACAUCUGCUAUGCUGGACUUGAUCUCAGCUAAUCUAUCACAUAAAUUCUUUGUUGACACAAAUAAUAGAGAUUCAGGGAGUGCAGCUGAUGCUGGUGGGGAAAUGGAGCUUUACAGACAGGAUAGGCAUAUAGUUCAUAUUGGAAGACUGGAUCACAUGAAGUCUCGACGAUCAAUUCACUGUAUAACUGUGCUAAUUACUGUCAAUGCUGAAAUAUCAUCUGUUGAUAUAAAGAACUUGUUUGGAAGUGAACAUACCAUAGAGUGUAACAGAAAUACCAUUGUACAGUGUGAAACAAUUCGACAGAAACUUUUGGAGUCUGGACAUUACUUUGAAGAAAUCUGCAUUUCGUCAGUGCAUACAAAAGAAAAGUUAUUACGGAGUUUCAAGGAACAUAUAGAAACAGCCCAGAACCGUAUAUUAUGGUUAAGCAAUAAAGAAAUGGAUGAGCAAGUGGCUAAUACAUAUUCCACAUAUCUGGGUCACCUCUGUGAUCUGUCAAAAACAAUGGCAGAACUUAGUAGACAAAACAGCUCUGAGAAAUUUGAGGUAUCAAAAUAGAAGAGCCUCUUCUGGUUUCAUGUAUUUAGUCAGUCAUAUAGCAUUAAAAUGUCCAGUUUAGUUUUCUAAUUGAAAACUCUAGUUCCAUGUGAUUUUGCAUUUAGUUGUGUAAAAUGUUAAAUAGUUUAUCAUAAGAAAUAUAGCUAUGUUUUACUGGCUUAUCUUUAAAUAAGACAUGUUUUAGUUGCAUAUGUAAACAGUAUUUGAAAUCACAGUUUAGUUUUUGAGUAUAGCAAGAACAUGUACACUAUUCUAUAACUGGGGCAUUGUUGGACAUGUUUAGUGGCAUGAGCCUGCUUGUUCUGAGAAUGUCCACAUACCUCCACCUCCUUAGUCAUGUACUUGUAUGUAGAAUCAGCUGCAUUUCCUCUAUAUGCAGUUAUGGGCAUUCACACACAUUUUGUUAAGAUUUUCAUGUAUACAUUCAUAGAAAUCCAUGCUUUUAGACUUGAUGUUUGUGCAUAAUACAUGUAUAUAACUAAGUCAACUUAAAGGAUUACUGUAAGAACAGCUUUUAUUGAUAUUGAAUUAUGUAUACAUAUAAUGAUGAUUGCUUAUGUUUGAUUAAUUCUGUUGCCAGUUGGAGCCAUGCUUAGUUUUUUAACCAAUGUGUUCAUAAUAUUUAAACUGCACACAAUGUAUUCUACUAUCAUAAGUUUAUUAUAAAAGACUGAAAGAGAUACGAUUUUACUAUUUGUUUAUUUUAUUUUGUUUGUUUCAAUGACAUUUAUAUUGAUUCAUAUGUCAUAAAAUAAAACAAGAAUUACAACUCUCUUUUACACAAUUUUUGAGUUACUGCCCUUACUGCUCUUCAUACUUAAUAUUUUAUCUGGGGCUAACUGAAGAUGAAAUUUAGAGUUCAUGUGAUGAAGUAUGGAAGUUAAAAUACCCCUUUGUUUACAUUUUGAUACCAUUAUGACAAAUCAUUGCACAUUCAGCACUAUUUUCUUCAGGUGAUGACCCUCUAACCUGCUCUAAAACCACUUUUAAAACAUUAUAAAAUGCAUGUUUGCCCCAGAAUUAAAAUGUGUUCAUUUCUGAGGCUUAAUUUACAUUUAAAGGUUGUAUAAUGAUGGGUUUUAUCAGUAUCAAGUAAAGCUUUACUGAUUUACUCCCUCAGAAAUAGUUCCUUUAUAAAUAAAAUGGCAUGAAAAUAUGAUAAUAAAAUAAGAUUAUUGUAUAUAAAGUGUUGUACAGAAAUGUACACUGUAUAUUAUGAUGUAUGAUGAUGUUUGGUGUUAAUUACUGGUGUUCUCUAUUUUCACUGUAAAUAUGUAUUUUGUAUUUGGGGAAUGGUAAAAAAAUGUGCCAUAUGCAUCAAGUUCUUUAUAUUUAUUUAAAAAUUGCUUAAGGUCUUAAGAUUCUCAUACUUAAAUUCAAGUUCAGUUGUUGAUAUCAAAACCAUUUGCUAAUUAUGGUUCAAAAGUUUUAUGCUGUCAAAGUAAUAAUGAAGAGAGAGAAUAAUCACAAAUAUAGGAAAGCUUAUAUAUUUUAAUUUUACCCUUAAAGGGACUCCACUGAGAUUUUUUGACAUGCUGGGUCUAAAAAUAUUUUUCCGAGAUUUAGGUCUUACCUAUUAACUUUUGUGUAAAUAUUUCUCAGCUCAUUCCCUAAUCUAUUUUUUCCAGGAUUAUCAAUUUUAUAGUGAAAAGUAACCCAAAAAUGAAAAGCCUUGCAAUGCUUUUCACUCAUUCAGCUAAGAAUCACAUAAACUGAUUUUUAGUGUAAUUCUGAGUAUAUUUUUUUGUUAUCCUUUGCAGAUUUUUCCAUUUUAAGCUCUUCACUUGAUAUAUUUUUUUUAUAUUUUUUUAUGUUUUAUGCCUUUGGACCUCAGUGGAGUUUCUUUAACCUGCUUAAUUGCCCAGAUUUAAAUUUGUCUUAAAUUGAGCUCACAAAUUGAGCUAACAAUAGUGUAGAGACUGGCAAGACUGGUCUGACUAUUCUGGUGGCAAAUGACUUUUGAUUCCAGCAAUCUAAUAUUAUAUUGUGUUCCAUGUGACAUUAUUUCAUGUUGAUUGAUUAGAUUUAUUUGUAUUAUUUGUAUGGACAUAUCUAUAUUGCUUUCUACAUAUUAUUGCUUCUUGUUGAAAUAUUCAUGAUGUUUUUGGAUGAAAAUUGGAUUAUAAUAUGGCAGAUAAUCAAUGCAAUUCUAACUUAGAGGUAGUAAAAUUCCCACUGCCAAAAUUUCAAAGUUUUUUUUAUAUCUCUUCUCUUUGAUUAUUUAAAUUGAAAUGGAGUAAGUGUUGAAAUGAUAAUUGAAGAUUAUAGUCUUAAAUUUGAUAUAAUAAUCUUAUUUUGGUUUGGAAGCGCUAUUAUAUUUUCUGUUGAUUCUUGUAUCUUAGCUUGUUGUUAUACAUAUUGCAGUAUUUAUUUUGAAUUUAACUUUUUUAAUUUUAUGAUGUUUGUUAUGAAGAAUGAUAUAUUAUAGUUUAUUACAGUUUUUUUUUGUGAUUAAAUAAACAUUUGAGAAUUCAUUAUCUACUGAACAAGAUUUUUUUCAAAAGCAGUGUAUUUUUACAGGCUCAGAACAGUAAAUAAACUGAAGAUUAAUAUAGUCUACAGUUGUUAGCUCACCUGUCACAAAGUGACAUGGUAAGCUUUUGUGAUCGCUUUUUGUCCGGCUGUCGGAUGUCCGUAAACUUUUACUUUAAACGACAUCUCCUCAUAAACCGCAAAGCUAAUUUCAUCCAAACUUCACAGGAAUGUUCCUUUGGUAGUCAACUUUAAAAGUGUUCAAAAAAUUUAAUUCCAUGCAGAACUCUGGUUGCCAUGGCAACCGAAAGAAAAAACCUGAAAAAUCUUCUUUUAAAAAACCCAAAGAGCUAGAGCUAAAAUAUUUGGCAUGAGACAUUGUCUGAAGAGUGUCUACCUAGUUUGUUCAAAUAAAAGCCCUGGGGUCAAAAUUUGCCCCUCCCAGGGGGGUCAUUGAUUUUACUUAUUUAUAUAUAGUAAAAAAAUUUCCUUUACAAAACCCAAAUAGCAAGAGCUUAGAUAUUAAGCAUGAAACAUCUUCUAGUGUCUACAAAGUUUGUUCAAAUAAAAGCACUGGGGUCAAAAUAAGCCUGGCCCCAGGGGUCAUUGUUUUUCCCUUUAUGUAUAUAGUAAAAACUUAAAAAAUCUUCUUUAAAAAAUUCCUAGGAGCCAGAGCUAAGAUAUAUAGCCUGAAGCAUCUUCUAAUGGUUGUCUACCAAGUUUGUUCAAAUAAGGGCCCUGAGGUUAAAAUUGGCCCCGCCCCAGGGUCAUUGAUUUUCCUUAUAUGUGUAUAGUAAAAACUUAAAAAAUCUUCUUUUAAAUAACACAAAGAGCUAGAGUUAAGAUACUAAGCAUGAAGUACCUUCUAGUGAGCGUCUACUAAGUUUAUUCAAAUAAAAGCCCUGUGGUCAAAAUUGGCCCCGCCCGGGGGUCAUUGUUUUUCCCUAUAUGUGUAUAGUAAAAACUUAAAAAUCCUCGUUUAAAAACCCCCAAAGAGCUAGAGCUUAGAUGUACAUAUUUAUCAUGAAAUGUCUUCUAAUGGGUGUCUACUUAGAUUGUUCAAAUAAACACCCCUGGGUUAAAUUUGGCCCCGCCCCAAGGGCCUAUAUACAGGUGAGAGAUUUCAGGGCCAUCAUGGUCCUCUUGUUUUUCAACAGUUUGUUCAAGAGAACUGUCUAACAAAACAAAACAAAAAGAUUGGUUAAUUUAUCUGGUUUUGUGAAGGUUUUAUUUGCUGAUACAGAAACAAUAGUUAUCACAUCACCUUGCUUAUGUUUGUUAGAGUUAGAAUUCCAUUUGUAUUCAUCUGGAAUACAAUACAUAUGUAAUACAAACUAGAAAAGCUGUACACACAUUUGUUGAUAUAUGCCAUGUUAUCAGAUUAAAGCUAUUUUAAAAAAGUUAUUUUUAUAAUAUUUUUAUAUUCUUUACUUAAAUCCAAAUAUUCAUAUUCAGAUCUAUAUAAUUUACACAGAUAGAUGCUUCAUAUUUCUACAAUAAAAGGAUUUGAAAUUUGAGAA